CCCCGGGGCCGAGCACAUCAGGGACCAGGCAGUCGCGCUCAACCCCUCUGAGGCAGAGCACAUCAGGGACCAGGCAGUCCCGCUCAACAACCCCCCGAGGCAGAGCACAUCAGGGACCAGGCAGUCCCGCUCAACAACCCCCUGGAGGCAGAGCACAUCAGGGACCAGGCAGCCGUGCUCACCAACCCCCUGGAGGCAAAGCCCGUCGAUGGAGACACCUAAGAGAAGCACUCCUGCCUCAAGAGAGCAGAGGAUUGAGAAUGAAAUCGUCCAGCUGAAAAUUAAGGUUCAAACUCUACUUGAAAACCAAGGAGAAAUCCUGCACCUUCACAGGAGGAUGUCGGCCAACUCUCUUGAUGGCGGUGAGCCUGUAGAAAUUGAGGACCUCAUCCCCCAGCCACUGUGUACCAAACACGAGCUCCAGGAGCUCUGUGACAAGUUGGAACAGGACGACACAUACAGGGGCAAAAUGAUAAAGGCCCUGGCUGCCUUGGGAGGACGUGACAUACCAGAAGGGAUAAGAUUGAUGUGCCGCCACAUUGCAGAAAACUGGCUGUGGGAGCAGUACAGCAUGAAGGGGAGGAAAGACAAAGUGUCUUUUCAGAACCUGCGGUUAUGCAGGGUAUUAGUCAAGGCUGCAAUCUUUGCAUACAAAAAGAAGAAUCUGACAAAAGAAGAUGUGCUUCAAGAAGUCGCCGAUGUCAUGAAGUAUGUAGCCCACAGGCCUGGAGGGUCUAAGUACAAGCCGCCAAAGAAUAAAACCCAGAAUGGAGGACCUCAACUAGAUGACAGCAACACCGAGAAUGAUGCCUAGACAGCAGUUGACUAGACAGCAAUUGACUAAUGAACAUGCAGGGACUAAUUUGUUUAAAAUGAACAUAAUGGCUUAAUUUCUGGUAGAU
This is a messenger RNA of Neoarius graeffei (lesser salmon catfish), 902 nucleotides long. RefSeq lists its product as uncharacterized. The transcript has 5 exons. The coding region runs from base 209 to 814 and encodes 201 amino acids. The record is from RefSeq and is a predicted model, not a curated record. Lineage: Eukaryota; Metazoa; Chordata; Actinopteri; Siluriformes; Ariidae.